CUAGCACGCUUUAUCGUUACAUUGCGAAUUGCAGCAUUUGCGGAUUUCGUCCAAGCAGCGCACGCACCCAUGCAGCAAUUGCCUGUCUCGCUCGUUGUUGACUUCCUCUACGCAUGCAGCAGCAGCGCAGACCAGGAUCGAGCAGUGCACCGCACAUCUGCCAGCUCUGCAGUUAAAUCUUUACGCUGGUUGGCAAAGCACAUCCAGUGGGCAGCCUUGCAAGCAUGCGUGCGCAAUAGCCUGGUCGCAUCAUACUGCAAGCAAAUUGCCUCCUUCGACAAACGCGAGGCAACGCCUAUCCCGGCGGCGCUUGUCGCAGCAUGGGAGCGCACCCUUUGCGCACCGCACGCACCUUUGAUAACCAAACUAGUUUUGGGUGCCGCGCUGCUCUGCAUUCACUCCAGCAUUAGGUUCGGGGACGCUCAACGCGUGCGCUGGCACACGCUUCAGCUCAGCACACAAGGCCUGCAUGCAGUCGCAUACGCAAGCAAAACCACUAAAGCGGGGCAGCCUUUCGCAUGCACCUGGCACGGUUACACAGGUCGCUCCGCAGACACAUCCUGGCUGCUGCAGUGGCUGGCCUGCAUUUCAUCGCUGCCAGCUUUCCAACAAGACGCCAGCAACCAGCCAGAUUUCCUCUUCCCGCGUGCAGACAUGCAGUGCCACGCCUUGCCAUACAUUGCGCCUGCAAGCUACGCACGCACGCUCCUGUGCAUCCGUUGGGCAUCCCAAUCCGCAGACAUUUGCGGGCCAGCCGCGCUCACCCCUGGUGAAGCCUUCGCCCUCACACUGCACAGCAUGAAAAGCACCGCCUUGGCAAGCGCCGCUCAGCUGGACCUUCGCAGGGACGAACGCUUAGCGAUUCUGCACGCCUUUAUUCCCGCAAUGAUACAUUCGCCAACCUCCGCGUGCAGCGUGCAAUUGCCACCUCCUUGGCCACAGGUUGGCGGCCUCAGAGGUCCAUGUCCAGAGGAGGCGCCCGACUCUCCUGCCGCUUCGCCAGACUCCCCAGUGCACAUGCAGCUGCAGGCUUUCUCAGAUGACGAAGAAGCCAGGCAAGUGGAGGAAUGGGCACAGCAGCAUGCAUCCUCCGACUCGGCCUCCGAAGCUCCAGAGGAGCAACGUCAUGUCGAGCAGCUCUUCGUGUGUUCGGGGCCAUGGGGCAGCAUGCAUAGCCCCACCCCCGAAAGCCUUGCCGCGUACAACGCCUCUGCACCAGAGCAAGGCAAGCAGGCAGUCAGUCUCCUUAAG
This is a messenger RNA of Symbiodinium pilosum, 1251 nucleotides long. The record is from the annotation of a GenBank genome assembly. Lineage: Eukaryota; Dinophyceae; Suessiales; Symbiodiniaceae.